Molecule: messenger RNA, 1080 nt
Organism: Sinocyclocheilus grahami
Lineage: Eukaryota; Metazoa; Chordata; Actinopteri; Cypriniformes; Cyprinidae
Product: natural killer cell receptor 2B4-like
Exons: 7
Coding region: 1-1080 (359 amino acids)
Cellular component (GO): membrane
Source: RefSeq, a predicted model, not a curated record
AUGGGAAUUACAGAUCCACUGCCUGUUAGUUAUAUCCGCAAAAAUGAUUCAUCAUCCGUGUGCAAAGCUGAAAAUGCCGUCUCUGUGCAGACAGGAAGUUCUGUUCAACUGGACAUACAGACUGAUAAACUACUACCUUUUAAUACACUGGUCUGGAUGAAUCAUGAAUCAGAAAAUAUUGUGACAUUCAGUAAGAAAACUGUAGAGACAGAGAUUAACAACUACAGUGUGGUUUUCAAUGAGUCAACCUUCUCUCUAACACUGAAGAACACGAAAAAGACAGACAGUGGAAUCUACACAGCAACAAUAUUUGGAUCGAAUAAUAUAAAUGUUGCUAAAUACAGAGUAUCUGUUAUAGAUCCAGUGGAUUCUCCUGUUCUUAACUGGAACGUCACCAUGAUCGCUGUUAACUCCUGUAUUGUGAAUGUCUCAUGUAGUGGGCAUGAAGGUACAAUCAGAGAAAUCUACCACAGCAACAACUGCAGCCAGAAGGAAAAUAUAUCAUCUGAAAUACAGACUCUAACCCUGUAUUGUAAAGAGGACAUAGUUAUUUGUAACUAUAGCAACCCAGUCAGCUGGAAGAAUGACACAAUACAGAUUAAACACCUCUGUACACCUUAUCAAAAAGAGAAUCCACAGACAACAGGAGACAACAACAGUUUUUUUCCUCUCCAUUGGCUCAUUGUCAUUGUUAUAAGUGCUUCAUUGUUGAUUUUAGUUGCAACUGCUGUAACAUACUGCUCAUGCAAGAAUAAUAACAAAGGUGCCCAGCAGAAUGAUCAUACAAUCUAUGCACAAGUUCAGCCAAAGAACAAAGUACAAAGACCCCUGGAGAUGUUGGAGAAAUCAGCGAAUCCUCAAACUGUGUAUGGAUUUACACAAGAACACAGACACUCUCACAAUACCAGUCAGAUAAUGUCCAAUUCUGAGAUACCAACGGAGAUGCAAAAAAACAAUCACCCCAGCACCACCUACAGUACAAUUGGACAACACCAAACAACAUUGCUUGACACUGAAACGGACCAUACAGUUUAUUCAAUAGUGUGUAAAUCCUCAAAAGGCAGACCGCCUGUGAAUUAA